Messenger RNA from Rhopilema esculentum, 2932 nucleotides. Its product is annotated as KH domain-containing RNA-binding protein qki.S. The record is from RefSeq and is a predicted model, not a curated record. Gene Ontology annotation, biological process: regulation of mRNA splicing, via spliceosome. Lineage: Eukaryota; Metazoa; Cnidaria; Scyphozoa; Rhizostomeae; Rhizostomatidae. Gene Ontology annotation, cellular component: nucleus. Gene Ontology annotation, molecular function: mRNA binding.
ACCCUCAGCUCAGGUAGUAGUGUCAUAGUUUAAAUGCUAUAAAGCAGGUAGCAAGCACCGGGGUUGAUUCUUUCCCCUUUCUAAUUUCUAGAUUUGCUAACCAGAAUAAUCGACUGACUACAGCUAAUUGCACAAAUGGUGACCAAUGAUAUGGCGGCCUCAGAAUACCUCAAUCAGCUAUUACAAGAUAAGACCACAAUCACAAAAAUGCCAAAGAUUUUUCUACACUCCGAAAGACUGCUCGAUGAAGAGAUAAACAGAGUGAGACAUGAUUUAUUCAGCCCAUCCAACUUCCUGCUGUCACUUCCUGCACAAAAUGGAGCAAUUGUCAAGCUCACUGAAAAAAUAUAUGCACCAGUGAAAGAGUAUCCAAAGUUCAAUUUUGUUGGACGCAUUAUUGGCCCAAGGGGCCUCACCCUAAGACAAGUGGAAACUGAAACGGGAUGCAAAAUCCUUGUACGUGGCAGAGGAUCAAUGAAAGAUAAGAAGAUGGAAGAAGAAAAGCGAGGACAACCGAAUUAUGAGCAUUUAGAUGAGGAUCUGCAUGUCCUACUUAUGGUUGAGGAUACCGAGGACAGAGCAAGGCUACGGCUAUCAAAGGCUGUUGAAGAAAUGAAAAUACUGAUGACACCACCUGAAGAUGGCGAGGAUGAAAUAAAGAGGAAACAGUUGAAAGACUUGGCUAUACUCAAUGGUACUCUGCGACCCGAGGUACCGACCAGUGUAUCAGUGACAGGACAUUCUAGCUUUCCACCGUCACCUUCUGGUCUAAGGCAAGUUCAAAAUGGCAUAUUAAGCAGCCCGUUACCUCCAAUGAUACCAAGCUACCCGAUUCGGACUGCAGGUACAGAAGUUAAAGUUCGAUCAACUACUUUGCGAUUUCAUCCUUACACCAAAUAAGAUACACAUACUUACACUAACAGAAAGCGCCAUCACAGCGUGCAACGCUGUCUGUCUCAAACAACGAGAUUUUCAUGAAAGAAGUUUCAUACUUCCAGCUGAGUUGCAUUUUAAAUUUUUUUAAUUCACUCUUAUUAUACAUAUAGGCAAAUCCUUUCGUAAAGAUUUUAAUAUAUCUUGAAUUUAUAAAUGUUGGUUUUGAGCCCCCCAUUGUAAAACAUCUUACCCCUGAGUUAGCUCGUUGUUGCCUCGAACUGGCACCUCAUGAUGUGUUCCACUUGCAUCGGGGGGCGGGGGAGGGGGGUUAUUUAUAUUCAGAGACCACGUACAUGGAUGGUCCUUCUCGUUUUUUAAUUACGUUGACAAGAAGGCUACAUGAAAUUUGUUGCCAAUUUAAGAUGAAAAGUUGAAAUGUGAACUUACCGUUCAUUUGAUACUCUUGUUGGGUAAACAUAAAACUUUUUUAGAAGUGAUCACAAAUUUCAUCUUCACAAAUUUCAGUCAUUGGGCAUUUCUCAAGUCGUUUCGGUCAAUAAGGCGUCACUUGUGUGCUCUUAAGACUUCACUCGUAGUAUUACCAAAUAUUCGAUAAUACUACUUUUUUGAGAAAAAUCACGUCCUUAAACACCUUGCGAUUUGCAUUCUUUUUUCGUGUGGCCUUCUUAUACAAUUGAUACAGAAAUAGGUUUUGUUUUGUUCUUCGUUGUUAUUGUUGUACUUCGUGCAGAGGAAUAUAAACUUGUACAAAGUUUCUUAGAGAAAUAUUGAUUUAUGAUUUAUAUACAUGUGAACAUGCAGGGAAGAUUAGAAAUUAUGUAUAGUCAAUAAUAUAUACUUAAAUUGGCCCUUCUAUCGCUUGUAGACACUGAAAAAAUGUUAUUAGUUUCCUACUCCAUAAUGUUGCAACGUGGACGUUUUACAGUACAUUGAAUUGAUUGCACCUUGCUUCCUAUGACCCGAUGUGCCCCGUCAUGGGCGUAAGAACCAGAGGGGGUGGCCUCUACUUUAAGAAAAAAUGCCAAGACGUACGGGAGAGCACAUUUACUCUGUUAAAGUCAUGAUAUGGUCGUCUUUAAUUCGUAAUUUUAUCUAUGGGUUUUUAGCUGAAGUCAGUUGAAGGGGCUAAUGAUUGUGGACUGGUGACGUCAUGUUUGCAUCUUCAUGAUUGAGUGCAUCAUUUUCUGAAAAUGGGUUUGGUCAUGUUGGCCUAUCAUAAUCAUGCCCCCUUUUUUCAAGUGCUUUUUACAUCCAUAUCCGUUGCCAUAAUUGUCAAUUUCAAAGUCUAUUUUUGCAGUGCAAAUUAGGAAGCGACAAAUUCCUAGGAAGUGACAAAUCUAGAAAAUUAAUUCCCAAUUCACCGCAGUGUACCGACCUAGUAGUAAACAUUGCAAAGCAGCUGAAAAAAGUGAGAUUCAAUAAUGCACAUACCGUACCCGCCUGAGUAGAACAAUCGAAUUCUUGCAGCCAAAAAAGCGAAUCCAAAGUAGUCUGGGGUCGACUAUUACCCGGAACAAAGAUAUUUGCACAUAAUCGAUAACUGGUAAGCCAUGUCUGUUGAUGACACUGAACUUACUUUUUGGUAAGUUUGUCAUUUUAUCAUGUUUGCAAGAGUUUCAGCCUUAAAACGAGAUUAUAUUCCGUUUAAUCACUUUCGCUUUUCUUUGCUUGAAUUGAAAACAAGUAUCGAUUUACAUUCGGUACUCAGGCGGAUACCGUAAAUAUUUACUGAAAUCGAGAUUCUGCUGUAGUUGCUUUGUGUGUAUGUUGUGAGUGUAAAUUAAAUGCUUACAAGAGAGACAGACAGGUGAUCAGAGCUCAGAGAGAAUCAGCCAUAUACCUCGUUUGACGUGUGUCUCAUUGAGCUGGUGACUAUAAAUAUUUCUACGACAAUUUAUUAAAUUAAGAAUACUUUUGAUUUGAUGAUGUUUCAAUUGUGUGAUAUAAGAGAUUUUUAAAUUCAAAUUAAUUAAGAUAUUGAUUAUUAAAUGAAAAAAGCUUCUUAUCAGAGAAUUAUAGUACAAAUGUAAAGAGA